AUGAGCUCCCCCUUUCAUAUCUCCGAACAUGUCAUUGACGCACAACACAUUCGUGAGAACUCUCGUGCCACAGCUACCCCCAAUGCUCCUUUGAAGCUUUGCAUCAAAAAGUACACGCCGAUCGAUAAUCUAACUCCCAAGCCUGGUGAUGUGACCUUUGUCGCUUCCCACGGUACUGGACUUCCUAAGGAAGUAUACGAGCCUCUAUGGGAAGAGCUCUUCGCUCGAUCCAAGCAGGAUGGCUUCCGUAUUCGCGCAAUCUGGAUAGCGGACUCGGUUAACCAAGGCGCCAGCGGAAUCCUCAACGAGCAACACCUCGGAAACGAUAGUACUUGGACAGAUCACAGCCGUGAUAUGCUUCACAUGAUCUCCCAUUUCCUCCCUGAGAUGCCCCAGCCAAUAAUGGGCAUAGGUCAUAGCGCCGGUGCAGUGUCGCUUCUAUUCGCCUCCUUCUUCCAUCCAGGGGUUUUCACUUCCCUCCUCCUGAUAGAGCCCUGGAUAACUAACCAACCCAGCGCAGCCAGCGGUGCCCUUGUGCUUAUUAUGGCGGCCGAAAAGCGCGACACCUGGGCUUCACGUGAAGAAGCUGUCAAUAAAUCCCGCAAAUAUCUCGGAGCCUGGGACCCACGUGCCUUCAAGCGCUGGGCGGAGUUUGGAUACCGUGAACUACCCACGGCGAUAUAUCCAUCAGCCCCUGCCGCACCUGGGGCCGUUACUUUAGCCACAACGAAACAUCAAGAGGUCAUGGCAUACACUUAUAUCAAUCCUCGAAAGGAAAUGAUAGUUCAGUUCCCAGGCGAGAAUACAGAAGAGAACAGUAACAACCAGAAGUCAGUGAUCCCCGGGAGACAGGUAUCUCGGCCCGAACCUGUCGUUGCCUUCAAGAUGAUGCCGCAUCUUGCACCGUCGACACUUUUAAUAAGUGGGUCAAAGAGCCCGCUUCAUAAAACUGGAAGACAUGCAGAGGCAGUUAAAAUCGCCGGGACAGGUUUUGGAGGAAAUGGCGGGGUGGCUGCUGCUCGCGUGCGCCAUGUUGUUAUUGACAAGGGGACUCAUACUCUUCCGUUAGAGAAGAUUGAAGAUACUGCAGAGGCCAUGGGAUCAUUUAUUCAGAAAGAUAUUCAGCGAUGGAAACAAGAUGAGGCACAGCUGGCGCAGGAAUGGGGUCCACUUUCUUUGAAAGAGAAGUCGACAAUUACUUCACAGUGGACUAAUAUUGUGAAAAAUCCUCUGAAGGCAAUGCUGUAG
Messenger RNA from Penicillium macrosclerotiorum, 1248 nucleotides. RefSeq lists its product as uncharacterized. The record is from RefSeq and is a predicted model, not a curated record. The coding region runs from base 1 to 1248 and encodes 415 amino acids. Lineage: Eukaryota; Fungi; Ascomycota; Eurotiomycetes; Eurotiales; Aspergillaceae. The transcript is spliced from 4 exons.